AUGGCUGACGCUGCGAAGAACGCUCUCUCCUCAAUCUUCGACAAGACCAAGGAUGUGUUGUCGACGGCUGCCGACGCCACAAAGGGAUACGCCUCACAGGCACAACAGGCUAUUGGAAAAAUCAUUCCAGGAGCGAAUCAUGAGUCGGACCCGAAUGCUGCCGUUGCCGCCGCUCAAGCCGCUUCAGGACAACCAGCCGACGCCAGCACAGGUGUCCCACCAGCUCAAUAG
Molecule: messenger RNA, 231 nt
Organism: Caenorhabditis remanei
Lineage: Eukaryota; Metazoa; Nematoda; Chromadorea; Rhabditida; Rhabditidae
Exons: 3
Coding region: 1-231 (76 amino acids)
Source: RefSeq, a predicted model, not a curated record